AUGACUUCAAAGGUGAAAGAGAUGACAUCACCAUACCGUCUCCGCAUGACCCAGCCGAAACCGUGCCCGCCAGAUGUCGCUAUAGUGGUGUUUUUCCACGGUGGAGGCUGGGUGAUCUGCUCCAGAAAAACUCACGAUCCUGCACUCAAACUUCUCACCGACACCGUGGGUUGUAUAUUUGUGAGUGUGGAGUACCGUUUGGCGCCAGAGCACAAGUUUCCUGCCGCGUUAGAGGACGCUGAGGUCGCCGUUAGGUGGUGCAUGGAGAACAAGGAGAAAAUAGGUGGAUCAGUCAGUAGCAAGAUCGGUGUAUGUGGUGACAGCGCAGGCGGACAUUUAGCAGCGUCUGCGGCACAUGAUGUUCCUGGUGUCUCAUUUCAGGUAAAAUACUUAACGGAUCUUAAUGUAUUCUAA
Molecule: messenger RNA, 414 nt
Organism: Lingula anatina
Lineage: Eukaryota; Metazoa; Brachiopoda; Lingulata; Lingulida; Lingulidae
Molecular function (GO): hydrolase activity
Source: RefSeq, a predicted model, not a curated record